AUGGCGAAUCGACGAGCGAGGCCGAGCCUCCUCCUCCCCGCCUGGCGGGCCGUUGGCUUCGCGGUGGGGACGGGAGCGACGGCCCUGCUGCCGGCGGACGCGUCGGCUAAGGUCGGGGCCGCCAUCAGCCGAGCGGUGUUGGAGCACUACGACGAGAAUAUCCGCGCCAUGUACGACGCCAGGAUAGUCGCCGAGGAGCACGAGGCGAGAACAUAACGGGUGGUUGUGCUGCGCCGUUGCGGGGAAGGUGGUGGGAGAGAGAUGAAGGUCAGGGGGGGGAGUGGGGCGUACUCUUAUGUUUUGCGUGCCUUAGCGGUUACCAGUUAGACCACUGACCAUGUGUCCUCGAGAGGACGGAGCAUUGUUCCCACAGGACCGAUCACCGAUGGCCAAUCGUUCCUUCCUACUUUGCCAAAGGUGGCUCAAAAAUGUCUUGUAUCUAUCCCAACGACAUCAUUUCUACUGAUAUCACUUCCCGCCUUUUCAACCCACUUCCUAUGCCCCAGUACAGCUAACGUCUUCUCCUGGGUCAGGGGGGUACUCAUACCGUGCAUGCCGUGGUCGUUAGACCAUUUUCCUCAGGGGGGGAUCGGGAUCGUUCAUGGGUGUGGGAUGUUCUUCUAACGGUAAAUAGUGUGGGAUUGAUCUAGAACUACCACUGCUGUAGCAGCGUUGUUGCUGGGUCUCGUCGAUUGUUUUGGUAGUAAUGGCCGGACAAAGCUCUUCUUACUUUUUUCGGGGGGCGAUUCGCAAGACUACUGCUGUG
This is a messenger RNA of Ectocarpus siliculosus, 766 nucleotides long. The record is from the annotation of a GenBank genome assembly. Lineage: Eukaryota; Phaeophyceae; Ectocarpales; Ectocarpaceae.